GAAACAUUAAAUGAGACUUUAAACAAGAAGGUCAUCUUGAGCAAAGAACAUAUUUCAAAGGUAUGCAUGUACUUGUAACUACAUUUUCUAACCUGUAUCAUAGCUUAUUAUUUAAAUGAUAUACUUUAUAUUAAAGCUGUUUUUAAUUGACAAUAUCUCCUUUGUUACAGUUGUAGGUAUUAAAAUACACAUCAUUCUAUGUACAAUAAUACGAAAAAAAAUACUAAAAAUAUUUUAUAAUUAGUGUCACGAAUAUAUACUAAGUCAAAUAAACUCUGAAACAGGUCGCAUGUUCAGAAUAUGCAGUUACGCAACAUUUACGAACGCUAUUGCAUUCUAAGACAGUAAGUGUAAGCAAAAGAUGUACCUUUCAGUGUAACAACCUUAUAUUUUAAGAGUGUAUGCAAUAUCAUCUCUUUUGAAUUUCAUUUAACAAUUAUCCACACAUUUAGAAAUAAACUUUAUAGAGUAUUAUGAUUUGUGAUCAGCUAGUAUGUAAAUAUUUUUAAAAAAAUAUUUUAAUUUCUCACGGUGACCAUAUGUAAAGGUAUACAAAUAUAUUACAAUUGCACACAAUAUAUUUUAAUACAUUCCAAUGGACAAAAGAAAAGUAAAUGUAUAUUUGAGAUAGCAGCAUAUUCUGAUGUGCUGUACUUUGUAUCAAAUUCUGUUGUGAUAAUUAGCUAUUUUAUGACUAUAGUUGUGAUUUGAAUUUCAAAUUAGGGGAUAAAUUGUUUAUUACAUUGGGUGUAACAAGAAAAAUGUCCAAAUCAUGGAGCUAGAAAGUAUCUAUUAAUUAAAGAAGUCUCCAAAGGUGCUUGUAGGAUUUUUGUCUUGAUUUGUUUAAAGAUUGUUUGUUUGAAAAGUAUUUUAAGAAAAUUAAUAGUCAAUAUUUAAAUGACUCACUUAAAGUGUGUUGAGUUGCUAUAGUUUAAUUAGUAAUAGCCUUGAUGCUAGACAGCAAAAAUGUAUCAAACUUGUUUACCUAAUGCUAGUCAAUCAAACAAUUUCAUUAAGAAUGAACAUUAGUCAUGUCAAGAAUGUUUCAGUAUGACUUUGCUCAUUGAGUUUUAAUUUUAGAAAAUUAUAAUAUAAUAUUCUCUAAUAAAAAACAAGAUCUUUGCAAUCUUGAUUAUUUUAUGUAUUUCAGAACUGUUCUUGUCUUAUAUCUUUUGAUAACUGAUGUGUCAAAUUAACAAUUUUAUCAAUUCAAUAAUUUGGCAUAAUUGAUAUAUUAGAUUAGAAUAAAUUAGAUCUAACUUUGAGAAAGUAAUAGGAAAAUAUACAAUAAAAUAUUUCCAAAUGGAAAAACAGGGUCUUUAUUUGAUACUAUCUUCUGCAGGUAGAAGCUAUUGAUACUAAAUUGGCGGAACUAUCCGGUAGAGUUAUACAAAUUGGUAAGUUAACUAUAAUAAAUAUCAGUAAAAAUGAAGUAACCAUAAUUUUAUGUAAUAAUAAAUCUAUUUAGACAAUCAUGUUGCUUCUAUUUUUUUUAAAAUUAUAUUAUUCAGUCAUUAAAACAGUCUGUAUUUUUUAUAACCACAUAGUUUUUCUUAAUUUGCAAAUUUCUUCCUGAAAUACCAGUGUUUUGUUGAAUUGACAUUGUGUGUAUAUAUAUAUAUACACUCUCUCUCUCUAUAUAUAUAUAAAAAUAUAUAUAAUAUAUAUAUAUAUAAACCAGAUAAACAAUUCACAAAUUACUUUCUUCCCAGUGAUGUACACACAAAGCUUCCACUGCGCAUCUCACUAUAGUUAAUUUACUGAUUUGGAUUUCGUUUCUGAAAUGUUGUCAUUCUUAUUUGACUUUCAGAAAGUAAAUUCAGCACACCAACGCUAUUAUUCAACGCCUUUAAAGCAGCACCCUUUAGAGGUGGACGUUUUAACAUAGGCCAUUUCAAUGAUGUUCCAACUAACUAUGGAAGUCACCUUGAUCCUUUUUCAGGAAAAUUCACUGCACCCCAAAAUGGAUUUUAUUUAAUAAGCAUUGAAAUAAAAGCAACAAAAAAUGGAUCAUACAAUGUCAAAUGUUUUCGUACUUCAAAAAAUCCGCCAUUUGGUUACAGA
Molecule: messenger RNA, 2064 nt
Organism: Lymnaea stagnalis (great pond snail)
Lineage: Eukaryota; Metazoa; Mollusca; Gastropoda; Lymnaeidae
Source: the annotation of a GenBank genome assembly